AUAUUUUUUAAUAUAACGUCAUCCUCAUAUUUUAAACUCAUUUUUGUGCAGUAAUCCGUAUUAACCGAAUCUAAGGGAGGCCAUGUCAAGGUUCAGUGGAGCCUUACAGCUCACCGAUAUAGAUGACUUUAUCACGCCCUCGCAGAUGUGCAUUAAACCCAUGCAAACUUUGCCCAUAAAUAAGGUGACGUCGAAAACUGGGGCGAAAAUCACCGUAGAGGAAGACAGCUGUUUCGAGGAAUCUGUGAGUGGUAACCCAAAACUUCAAAAAGUAGAAAUCACACUGCAAGACUGUCUGGCCUGUUCAGGGUGUAUAACUUCCGCCGAAGGCGUUUUAAUCAACAAGCAGAGCCUGGAGGAGCUUCUUAGAGUCCUUUCUGAGAACACAAAAAACAAAAAAUUUGGGAAAUGCGAUAAUGUACGUACCAUUGUUUUCACCGUGGCUACCCAGCCUUUGCUGAGUUUAGCCCAUCGAUAUCAAAUGGGAGCGGAGGAUGCUGCGCGCCAUUUAACAGGGUACCUCCGCAGUUUAGGCGCUGACUAUGUCUUUUGUACCAAAGUAGCUGAUGAUCUAGCGCUUCUUGAGUGCCGUCAGGAAUUUAUGGAAAGGUACCGCGAAAACGAUUCUUUGACCAUGCUCAGCUCUUCUUGUCCGGGGUGGGUAUGCUAUGCGGAGAAGAAUCACGGGAACUUUAUACUCCCUUACGUGGCCACUACCCGAUCGCCACAGCAAAUAAUGGGAGUGUUAGUGAAACAGUUCCUGGCCGACAAGCUAAAUAUUCCUGGAUCGCGUAUCUACCAUGUGACAGUGAUGCCCUGCUACGAUAAGAAGCUUGAGGCCUCCCGCGAUGACUUUUUCAGCAAACUGAACAAUGCACAGGACGUGGACUGUGUAAUCACAGCAGUUGAGGUUGAAAAGAUGUUGACCGACGACCAGCGAACACUGGCGCACUACGAUCCUGAUGAUCUGGAUUGGCCAUGGUCUGAAAUAAAACCGGAAUUCAUGGUGUGGGCCCACGAGGCGACCCUUUCUGGUGGUUACGCAGAACACAUAUUUAAGUUCGCUGCUCGAGAGCUUUUCAACGAAGAAACACCGGAUAAGCUUGAGUUUAAACAACUUAAAAAUCGCGACUUUCGAGAAAUAAUUCUUGAAAAGAAUGGCAAGACCGUUUUGAAAUUUGCUAUUGCCAACGGCUUCCGAAACAUACAAAACCUGGUGCAAAAACUGAAGCGUGGAAAAGGUGCACAUUAUCACUUUGUAGAGGUUAUGGCAUGUCCUUCUGGCUGUAUAAACGGAGGUGCACAGGUACGACCCAUAAACGGGCAGCAUGUUCGCGAGCUUACUCAGCAACUAGAGGAUAUGUAUCAGAAGCUUCCACGAUCACAGCCUGAUAACGCUUUAACAAAACACAUAUACAACGACUUUCUGGACGGCUUUCAAACGGAAAAAUCAUAUAAGCUACUUCACACUAGUUACCAUGAUGUGGUAACUAAGAUCAGUACAUCUCUUAAUAUUAAGUGGUGAAACUAUAUUGUUGUGCUUUAUUUUUAGAAAAGUUUUUAGAAAACACUGGCCCUUGAGUUACGACUUUCAGUCAGGGGAACUCCAUAAAAAAUGAAGAUAUUCUGUUAAAUACUGCAGAACUGUUCGGGUCACCUGUAUUUAAGCAAUCAUGAUGUUUACCAUCCUGUUCUUGUCCAAACCCAUGUAUCUCUUUGUUUAUUUAAAUGUAAAUUUGUAGAAAUCACGAUCGAAUUAUUCUAAAAACAGAGAAAGGCUAAUUAUAACUCAAUAAACUUGUACAACAAAAUCCAGUGUAAAACAAAAAUCCGGCAGAUAUAAUUUAAUUGACUUCAAAUUUUGACACAAUAUUAUUCAGGUAUUACGCAUUCAAUUAAAAAAAUAAAAAAAAUGUAAUACCUUA
Messenger RNA from Drosophila biarmipes, 1925 nucleotides. Its product is annotated as probable cytosolic Fe-S cluster assembly factor GD17698. The record is from RefSeq and is a predicted model, not a curated record. Bases 83 to 1525 code for a protein of 480 amino acids. Gene Ontology annotation, biological process: iron-sulfur cluster assembly. Gene Ontology annotation, molecular function: 4 iron, 4 sulfur cluster binding. Lineage: Eukaryota; Metazoa; Arthropoda; Insecta; Diptera; Drosophilidae. The transcript is spliced from 4 exons. Gene Ontology annotation, cellular component: cytosolic [4Fe-4S] assembly targeting complex.